Molecule: messenger RNA, 3428 nt
Organism: Gorilla gorilla gorilla (western lowland gorilla)
Lineage: Eukaryota; Metazoa; Chordata; Mammalia; Primates; Hominidae
Gene: SDC2
Product: syndecan 2
Exons: 5
Coding region: 1725-2330 (201 amino acids)
Biological process (GO): dendrite morphogenesis; cell migration
Cellular component (GO): cell surface; membrane
Source: RefSeq, a predicted model, not a curated record
AGCUUUAGAGCAAAAUUUAUUCAAGAUAAUAUUUAUCAUGUGUCUUUAUGUACCAGGAAUGAGAAUACAAUGGUGAACAGACAGAAAAGUCUCUGGUUUCCUGUAGUGGGCAUUCCAGGAGCAGAAUGGCGUCAUAAUUCAUUUACUCUAUAAGUCAGAGAGAAAAAUGAUGGCACGAACUGCAAGGGAUUUGUGUGUAAAAUUUGACAGUAAGAAAAAGAAACUGGAAGGGAAUACGCAUUUGCCAUGUUCUAUAAUAUGCCACAGACAUUGUAACAAAAUAUUUCAUGUCAGUUACUUCCAUUUAGGAAAUACAUGUUCAUUAUUUUCUUCAAACUAAGAAUUACUUUAUCCCUCUUUUCUUUGAAGUUAUCUUAAAUCUGUUAUUAUUCAGGGUCUCUAUCCAACUUCUCAUCAAAUUACCCUAUUUGUAGCUUCCAAACGUUAACACCUCUCUGCUGAAAUGGAGCCUACAAAAAGCCUUAGUGGCAUAAACUGUGUGUGAGGGAGAAAUGGUAUUUAAGCCCUUAAUGAAGUUAGGAGCUUUCAAACUGUUGCACUUUGGGUUUACAGGAUCCUUCCUCCAUGUCCUUUUUUUUGGGGUGCGGAAGGAUUUGGGAGAGUGGGAAACACUCUCACUAUAUAUUUAUUACAUUAAUUAUCUUCUCUUUUAAAAUGCAAUUUUCAUGAACUGGCGAUUUAUGAACACUUCACAUUGCUUGAAAGCAUCUUACACUUUUUUUUUUCCGUCAACUCACAAGGCAGUUUCUUUCUACUGGUCGAAUUCUCAAGGCAGAAAGGCUACAUAAGUCCCUCGUUUCUUCACUAAUUGUUCUCUAGAAAAGGGAAAGUGAAGAAGGGAAAGAGAAAAGACAACGGGGAAGAAAAGAGCAUAGAGGAGAGAGGAAAAGUGGGGAGAGAAAGGAAGAAAAGGACUGAGAAAACGCAGGAGCCCUGGCUUGCCGGUGAGCAGACCCGGCGCAGCCACAGCGCGGAGCCGGGGCGCCCACUGGUCCUCGGAGCUGCCAAUCGGCGUAUAAUCCUGUAGGAAUUUCUCCCGGGUUUAUCUGGGAGUCACACUGCCGCCUCCUCUCCCCAGUCGCCCAGGGGAGCCCGGAGAAGCAGGCUCGGGAGGGAGGGAGCCGGUGGAAAAGAAGAGGAGGAGAAGGAGGAGGACCCGGGGAGGGAGGUGCGGCGCGGGAGGAGGAGGGGCGCAGCCGCGGAGCCAGUGGCCCCGCUUGGACGCGCUGCUCUCCAGAUACCCCCGGAGCUCCAGCCGCGCGGAUCGCGCGCUCCCGCCGCUCUGCCCCUAAACUUCUGCCGCAGCUCCCUUUCAAGCCAGCGAAUUUAUUCCUUAAAACCAGAAACUGAACCUCGGCACGGGAAAGGAGUCCGCGGAGGAGCAAAACCACAGCAGAGCAAGAAGAGCUUCAGAGAGCAGUCUUGCCGGAGCACCAACUCCGUGUCGGGAGUGCAGAAACCAACAAGUGAGAGGGCGCCGCGUUCCCGGGGCGCAGCUGCGGGCGGCGGGAGCAGGCGCAGGAGGAGGAAGCCAGCGCCCCCGAGCCCCGAGCCCGAGUCCCCGAGUCCCCGAGCCCGAGCCGCAAUCGCUGCGGCUACGCUGCUCCGGAUUCGUGUGCGCGGGCUGCGCCGAGCGCUGGGCAGGAGGCUUCGUUUUGCCCUGGUUGCAAGCCGCGGUUGGGAGCAGCCGGUCCCUGGGGAAUAUGCGGCGCGCGUGGAUCCUGCUCACCUUGGGCUUGGUGGCCUGCGUGUCGGCGGAGUCGAGAGCAGAGCUGACAUCUGAUAAAGACAUGUACCUUGACAACAGCUCCAUUGAAGAAGCUUCAGGAGUGUAUCCUAUUGAUGACGAUGACUACGCUUCUGCGUCUGGCUCGGGAGCUGAUGAGGAUGUAGAGAGUCCAGAGCUGACAACAUCUCGACCACUUCCAAAGAUACCGUUCACUAGUGCUGCUCCAAAAGUGGAAACCACGACGCUGAAUAUACAGAACAAGAUACCUGCUCAGACAAAGUCACCUGAAGAAACUGAUAAAGAGAAAGUUCACCUCUCCGACUCAGAAAGGAAAAUGGACCCAGCCGAAGAGGAUACAAAUGUGUAUACUGAGAAACACUCAGACAGUCUGUUUAAACGGACAGAAGUCCUAGCAGCUGUCAUUGCUGGUGGAGUUAUUGGCUUUCUCUUUGCAAUUUUUCUUAUCCUGCUGUUGGUGUAUCGCAUGAGAAAGAAGGAUGAAGGAAGCUAUGACCUUGGAGAACGCAAACCAUCCAGUGCUGCUUAUCAGAAGGCACCUACUAAGGAGUUUUAUGCGUAAAACUCCAACUUAGUGUCUCUAUUUAUGAGAUCACUGAACUUUUCAAAAUAAAGCUUUUGCAUAGAAUAAUGAAGAUCUUUGUUUUUUGUUUUUUUCAUUAAAGAGCCAUUCUGGCACUUUAAUGAUUAAAUCCUAUUGUAUUUAAAACAUUUCGUGUAUUUCUUUAGAACAACAUAAAAUUAAAAUUUAACAUCUGCAGUGUUCUGUGAAUAGCAGUGGCAAAAUAUUAUGGUAUGGAAACCGUCGAUGUUCAUGGAAUUGGUUUAAACUUUUAUGCGCAAAUACAAGAUGAUUGUCUUUUUCCUAUGACUCAAAGAUGAAAGCUGUUUCAUUUGUGUCAGCAUGUCUCAGAUUGACCUUACCAAGUUGGUCUUACUUUGUUAAUUUAUCUGUUGUCCCCUUCCUCUUCUCUGCCCUCCCUUCUUGGGCCCUUAAAACCAAACCCUAUGCCUUUCGUAGCUGUCAUGGUGCAAUUUGUCUUUGGAAAAUUCAGAUAAUGGUAAUUUAGUGUAUAUGUGAUUUUCAAAUAUGUAAACUUUAACUUCCACUUUGUAUACAUUUUUAAGUGUCAGACUAUCCAUUUUACACUUGCUUUAUUUUUCAUUACCUGUAGCUUUGGGCAGAUUUGCAACAGCAAAUUAAUGUGUAAAAUUGGAUUAUUACUACAAAACUGUUUAGUCAUAUCUAUCUAAUCAGAUCUUCUUUUGGGAGGAUUUGAUGUAAGUUACUGACAAGCCUCAGCAAACCCAAAGAUGCUAACAGUAUUUUAAGAAGUUGCUGCAGAUUCCUUUGGCCACUGUAUUUGUUAAUUUCUUGCAAUUUGAAGGUACGAGUAGAGGUUUAAAGAAAAAUCAGUUUUUGUUCUUAAAAAUGCAUUUAAGUUGUAAACGUCUUUUUAAGCCUUUGAAGUGCCUCUGAUUCUAUGUAACUUGUUGCAGACUGGUGUUAAUGAGUAUAUGUAACAGUUUAAAAAAAAAGUUGGUAUUUUAUAAGCACAGACAAUUCUAAUGGUAACUUUUGUAGUCUUAUGAAUAGACAUAAAUUGUAAUUUGGGAACAUAAAAACUACUGAAUAAAUCAUGUGGCCUAAUAUUGAAAA